Molecule: messenger RNA, 1880 nt
Organism: Triplophysa dalaica
Lineage: Eukaryota; Metazoa; Chordata; Actinopteri; Cypriniformes; Nemacheilidae
Gene: aasdhppt
Product: aminoadipate-semialdehyde dehydrogenase-phosphopantetheinyl transferase
Exons: 6
Coding region: 163-1044 (293 amino acids)
Cellular component (GO): cytosol
Molecular function (GO): magnesium ion binding; holo-[acyl-carrier-protein] synthase activity
Source: RefSeq, a predicted model, not a curated record
UGCGCGUGUGUGUUUGGAUACACAUGUAGAUACAGACCCACGAGAGAAAAUAAGAUCAUAACUACGUGUACUGAAAUUGUAAUACUGUUAUGUAGUAAGAAUAUAAACGGUCAAAUACUAUAUCUAAUAACACUGUAGGGAAGUAACGUUACCUGAUAGGUUAUGGAAGGGGUCCGGUGGGCGUUCCGGUGCGGUUCGUGGGUCCCGACUCGUUCAGAGUGGACACUAGCGGCUCGCUCCGUGCAGCUGGAGGAGAAAGAACGAAUCGGUCAGUUCGUGUUCGCCAAAGAUGCGAAAUCUGCCAUGGCUGGACGUCUGCUGAUCAGAAAGCUGGUGUGUGAGAGGAUGGGUUAUGCAUGGGACGGAUUUCGACUGGAACGAACUGCGCGCGGUAAACCGUACCUGCCACGCCUCUCACCUGCCACAGGCCCCGCCUCUAGCCACACCCACUGGAACUUUAACGUGUCUCAUCAUGGAGAUUAUGCGGUGCUGGCGGCAGAACCUAGACCGCAGGUGGGUGUAGACGUGAUGAAGACCAGCAAACCAGGCUGUAGCUCAGUGCAAGAGUUUUUCCGCAUUAUGAAUCGCCAGUUCACGGAUCUUGAGUGGACAAAUAUCCGGGCGGCUGGAUCAGACUGGGACCAACUGGACAUGUUUUACAGACACUGGGCAUUGAAGGAAAGCUUCAUUAAAGCCAUUGGCACAGGGUUGGGCUUCGACCUGCAGAGGGUGGAGUUUCACAUAUCACCCAAUCAGAUGCGAGAGGGUCAAGUGUACCGCCAGACACGAAUGUACCUGGAUAAAGAAGAAGAGGACUGGACAUUUGAGGAGAGUUUACUGGAUAAAGAUCAUCACGUCGCCGUUGCGCUGGGAAAACAAGAGGAUGAUGGGAGUUUUUGUGAAGCACUACCCAUUUCAUUUACACAGUUGAGUUUUGGUGAUCUGGUGUCCAGAGCCAGGCCCCUAUUAGAGGAAGACCCCGCCUACUGGGAGAGCUUUCAGAAAAAAAAGGAUGCACCUUCAAGACAAAGCGAACUGCAGUGACGUUUGCUUACAGAAUAUUAAACUGAUUUUUCUUGUACCUGAAAGCAUUUUUUGAACUCAAUAAGGAAAUCAUCUUACUUUGGAAACUGAAAAGGUUACAUGACAUAUUUUUCUUUGUGAUUUUGGGGUCAUUCUAUAUUCUGUAGUGACUUUUGAACUACAGUAGAUUUUAGAGCUGAACACAUAAUGGCCAGUAAAUUGUGAAAAUAAAGAUGUGAAGUUAGUCAUCACUCAGUAAGGGAUAGACAGUUAGACUAGGUUACAUGAGACUCAACUAAAAGCGUCACAAUAAAAUGUAACUUUCAAUAUAUAACUGUAUUAUCAAAUUUAUCAUGGAAGGUUUUACGGUAAGAAAUACAUUUACAUUUAUGCAUUUGGCAGACGCUUUUAUCCGAAGCGACUUACAUUGCAGUAUCCUAUACAUUUGUACAUAGGUAUGUGCAAUCCCCUGGGAUCGAACCCACAACCUCACCACUGAGCUACAGGAAAUAGAGUUAAUUACACAAAACAUCACAGCAUUUUGAGUGAGUGUGUGUGCCCUGCGAUGGGUUGGCACCCCUGCGAUGGGUUGGCACUCCAUCCAGGGUGUAUCCUGCCUUGAUGCCCGAGGACUCCUGAGAUAGGCACAGGCUCCCCGUGACCCGAGGUAGUUCGGAUAAGCGGUAGAAAAUGGAAUGGAAUUAAAGCAUUUAAAAAAACCAUUGCUCAAGCUUAUUGACAUUGUGCUGUUCUUUUCAUUAUUUUCAAAUGAUGUAACUUCCUUAUGUCAAUAAGAAACUAGCAUUUCUUCAGAAUAUAUAACAAAACAUUGAUAUAAAAAGUAUUAUAAUUCUAAA